AUGGCCACCUUCUCAUAUCUGGCCUACUUUCCUGUAAGGUGCUCUUCCAACAGGGAUAGCUACGACCCGAAUAAGCAAAAGCUGAAUAACAUCAAGAUUAAUGGAACUUCUACCAAGUCCACAACCAAGCAGGUUGAGGCUGGAGUGACAACCACUUUCACUUCUGUUGCUUCUGUUACUGCAAAUGGCUACAUGACUGAACAGAAAGUUCGACAGAACAUCCCGACAACGAAGCAGUCUGUCGAUCAUUUUCGACAAGGGAUCGCCGUUGAAGGGGGCGUGGGGUACAGACAGAGGGUUGUUAUUAGGUCCUAUGAGGUCGGUCCUGAUAAAACUGCAACAUUGGAGAGCAUCCUCAAUCUUCUUCAGGAAACAGCUUUGAAUCAUGUGUGGAUGUCUGGACUCCUCAGUGAUGGAUUUGGAGCAACCCAUGGAAUGAUGAAGAAUGAUCUUAUUUGGGUUGUCUCCAGAAUGCAAGUUCAAGUUGAUCAGUAUGCAAUCUGGGGAGAGGUACUGGAAAUUGACACUUGGGUAAGAGCAUCAGGGAAGAAUGGUAUGAAGCGUGACUGGUUAAUCCGAAGCCAAGCCACAGGCCAAGUUUUUGCUCGGGCAACCAGCACCUGGGUGAUGAUGAACCGGAAAACAAGGCGCCUCUCGAAAAUGCCAGAAGAGGUGAGGGCUGAGAUUGCACCUUGGUUUAUAGGGAAACAGGCCAUUGCAGAUGAUGUCCCUGAGAAAAUUGUCAAGUUGGACAACAAGGCUAUGUAUGUGAACAGCAACUUGAAGCCCAAGAGAAGUGAUUUGGACAUGAACCACCAUGUCAACAAUGUGAAGUAUGUUAGAUGGAUGCUUGAGACCAUUCCGGACCAUAUUUUGGAGUCCCACCAACUGUCUGACAUCAUACUAGAAUACAGAAGGGAAUGUGGGAGUUCAGAUAUAGUUCAAUCACUUUGUGAUCCAGAUGAAGAAGGAAUGCUUAUAGAGGGACUGAAACAAGAGAACCGUGACAUGAAUUUAAUGAAUGGGUUUUCUUUGGCAGCUGGAAUUCUUGAGGGUGGUGGGUUCCUAGGGUUUGAGAAGCAGCCAUUGAGGUAUACACAUCUCCUCCAAAUCAAUGGGGAGACUAAAAAUGAAGAGAUAGUUAGAGGAAGAACUACAUGGAAGAAAAAAUCACCCACCACCCCAUUUUCUUCUAUGUAG
This is a messenger RNA of Prunus mume (Japanese apricot), 1200 nucleotides long. Its product is annotated as palmitoyl-acyl carrier protein thioesterase, chloroplastic-like. Gene Ontology annotation, molecular function: acyl carrier activity; fatty acyl-[ACP] hydrolase activity. NCBI's taxonomy places the organism in Eukaryota, Viridiplantae, Streptophyta, Magnoliopsida, Rosales, Rosaceae. Gene Ontology annotation, biological process: fatty acid biosynthetic process. The record is from RefSeq and is a predicted model, not a curated record.